This is a messenger RNA of Bathycoccus prasinos, 1374 nucleotides long. RefSeq lists its product with no specific name. Gene Ontology annotation, molecular function: poly-pyrimidine tract binding; pre-mRNA 3'-splice site binding. Lineage: Eukaryota; Viridiplantae; Chlorophyta; Mamiellophyceae; Mamiellales; Bathycoccaceae. The record is from RefSeq and is a predicted model, not a curated record. The coding region runs from base 1 to 1374 and encodes 457 amino acids. Gene Ontology annotation, cellular component: U2AF complex; commitment complex; U2-type prespliceosome. The transcript has a single exon.
AUGACGAAGAACAACAACAACCGCGGUGGUGGUGGUGUCAGCGAAAACGACGAGGACGAGGACGACGAAAGACGAGGACGAGGACGAGAGAAGGACGAGGACGAGGACAACAAAAACAGGAAGAAGAAGAAGGAAAGGAAAAGGAGAGCGUUUUCGUCAAAGUCACCGACGAGGAACGAGAACGAGAACGAGAAGGAGAAGAGAGAAGACGAGGAUGAAAAGGAUUCGACGAAGAAAACAACGGACGGCGUUGGUAUUCAGUACGGGUAUCAACCGCGCGCGCCGAACCCGAACGGGAAGCAAAGCGUUCCGAAACAUCCGCAGUCCAUGGUCGCGGCGAAGCACGUUUCGAUCGACGGGAACAACGGCGGGAGCGGUACUGGUGGUGGUGGUGGUGGUACUAGUAUUACGACGACAAAAGCGACACAAAAUAGUGGCACUACUAACGGAGUACCAACAUCAACGACAAGGAUAGAAGAAAUUGCAGCCUACCAAAAGAAGAAGCAACGCGAUGCGAGAAGAUGGUUGCUCUCGCAGCAGAUUUCCGCGUACGAAAACCUAUCGGUGCCGAAUUCAGAUACCGCGAAGAAGCAACGGCAGGUGUACGUUGGGAACAUUCCACCAGAAGUGGACGCGGAGACGUUGAACGUGUUCUUAUCGUCCACGUUGUCGGCGGCAUAUCCCGAGGCGUUGGCAUCGGGUAAGUAUCCGAACGAUUCGUUAAUCGAGGAGAUCAAGAUGAGUGUCGAUCGCAAGUAUUGUUUCGCGACGGUGGUGGAUCCAGAUAUGGCAACGGCGUUGUUUGCCAUCAACGGCGUCGAUUUGUGCGGGUAUACGUUGAUGAUUGCUCGACCGAGCGGGUGGGUAGAUCCGGAAACGAUGAAGGAAAAAGCAGACAUUGCGUACGAACAGAUGAAAAUUAUACAGGCGGAAGAGAGAGCAGAAUUGGGGGAGAAUUUGCCGGCGCAUUUGGCCGCCGCCAAUAACGUCGCCGCCGCAUCCGCGCGGAAAGUAGAAGGAGGGGUAGUAGCAGUAGCAGAGAAAGGAGUAGAAGAAUCAGUAACAACGGUAUACGUCCAAUUAAAACAUAUCGCCACCGAGGAAGACGUAAACGAUGACGAGGAAUACGAAGAUUUAAAGUUGGACGUCGCCGCCGAGUGCGAAAAGUUUUGCUCGCAUUCUUCGAGUAGUAGUAGUUCGUUAGCGCUUCCUAGGCGAGGCCCGUUCGUCGGCUCGGCGUUUGCUAAGUUUAGCGAUAAAGAGUCCGCUUUGAAAGCGAAGGAAGGAAUGCACGGUCGAGCGUUUGACGGUAGAAUUAUAGAAGGUUCGUUCGCGAGCGAAAGCGAGUACGAACAAGCACUCAAGGACGAAUGA